This is a messenger RNA of Nymphaea colorata (pocket water lily), 2644 nucleotides long. RefSeq lists its product as uncharacterized. The transcript has a single exon. The coding region runs from base 1036 to 2445 and encodes 469 amino acids. NCBI's taxonomy places the organism in Eukaryota, Viridiplantae, Streptophyta, Magnoliopsida, Nymphaeales, Nymphaeaceae. The record is from RefSeq and is a predicted model, not a curated record.
UUCUUACAGAAGACUCCCUUCCCCCCUUCAGGGACGGAGGAGGGCCAUCUUCGUCGUCGUCUCCGUCCUCCUUUUCGGGAGAACUUCCACACUGGUGACCCUCUCACGUGCGUGAAGCCAUUCGGCCCCUCCGAGGAGGUAACUUCCGGCCGUCUUCUUCCUCCGUGUCGAGGGUUUUCGAUCCUCAGUUGAGUUGGGAUUUUCCUUUUCUGGCUGGAAGUUCUUCGCUCCUUCAUUUUCUGCUUCGGAUUUGGUGACGAAUUAGGGUUUCCACUGUGUCUUCGGUUGAGCAUCUAGGGGUUUUCCUUCGUGUCGGCGAAGGGAUUCGAUCUUACAGUUCACUUUGGCCUAUUAGCGAUCUUCCCGAGUCUCGGGUGGAUUGGUGAGUUUGAGGUGAUUCCUGUGUUUCUGGAGCAAUGGUUUAGUUGUUUUAUUCCGCUUGAUUUUCUGGAUUUUGGUGGGUUUGGCGUAGAAAGUUUGGAUUUCUUUUGUCUGAGUGACUUUUUGCUGGUUCCGUUCUUUUCAUCCUCUCUGGUUGGGAAUUUCAAGAAGGAAGGUAGAUAUUUUCCGGAUCUAUAACAUGCUAUUCUUCUGAUGUUUUUUGUGUUUGCCUAAGCGGGGAUUUGAGAUGUUUCCUGAAGUCCCCUCCCUGUCUUAGCGUGCUUCUUUACCAUGCCAUUUUAUUCUUCCUCCUUUUUCCUUUGCAUGAGCUUGCUCUCCAAUCCGAAACCAAAUGCACUUGUUGGUUCAUGAUCAGUUCUUUCCUGGGUGAAUGCCGUUCUAUUCCGUUUGGUGGUCUUUACGACAUAGCAAAUCUGUAGCGGUUCCUGUUACAAUGCUAAUAUUGGAACCGGUGUUUCCCCUGCCGUUACUUGAAUCUCAUCAGUAAUCACUAGACCUGGAAUAAGCUUGUUUUUUCAUACACUCUGGUGUUGGGGUGCUAGAUAAAGGAGCUCAAUUUCCUCUUCUUCUUGGGGUUAUUGUUACAAAGAAAGUGGUCAUCAUCUUUCUACAUCUUUGUUUCAUCUUGAGACAAUGGAAGGGAACUUGUCAGGAGGAAACAUGAUUGCUGGUCCUUCCUAUGGUGUCUUAGAGCUACAAGGAUCUUUGCAUCCCCACCAGCAUCAUCAACACUCACAUGCACUAAAUCAGAACCAUCAACAGCAUCAGCGCCCUCCGAGUCAUCAUCCCCACCUCCUUCAAGAUGUGUACCCUAUGUCGGUUACUCCACUCGACUGCGAGCCGUCGUUGGCAGCGCCUGACUUCAGGGGUAGCCACAGAAGCACCCAUAGUGGUGCCAAAUUGUGUGCCAGUGAUGAAGAUGAACCCAGCUUUAAUGAGGAUGGCAUCGAUGGUCACCCGGAGGAUGGCAAGGGUAAGAAGAAUUCACCUUGGCACAGAAUGAAAUGGACGGAUGGCAUGGUGAAGCUUCUGAUUUCUAUCGUGUCAUACAUUGGAGAAGAUGCUGCUUCGGAAUGCAGUGGAGGAAGGAAGAAGCUUGUGAUUUUGCAAAAGAAGGGGAAGUGGAAAACUGUCUCUAAAGUCAUGGCGGCAAGAGGAUGCUACGUUUCCCCGCAACAAUGUGAAGAUAAAUUUAACGAUCUUAAUAAGAGGUACAAGAGGCUUACGGAUGUGCUAGGAAGGGGGACCUCAUGUAAAGUUGUUGAGAACCCUGUGCUUUUAGAUUCCAUGGACCAUCUUUCCGAGAAGUCCAAGGAAGAUGUGAGAAAGAUUCUGAGCUCUAAGCAUCUGUUUUAUGAAGAGAUGUGCUCUUAUCACAAUGGCAACCGCCUGCAUUUGCUAGAUGACCCAUCACUUUUACAGUGCUUGCAAUCGGUUCUCAGAGGGAGAGACGGCCGGGCGUCGAGCAGGUCGGCAAGAGAUGACAACGAUUGUGAGGAUGAUGAAGAUGAAAUUGAGGAAGGUAACGACGAUCCAGAGGAUAAUGAAUUUCAUGGAGAGGAUGGGGGCUUAAUACACAAGAGGCCUAAGAUUCGGAGCAACAUAGAAGACACGAGCUUGUGGACAAUUCCUAAUGCACAUGACUUCUCCAAGCGAAUUGGUUCAGAAAAUCUUGUAGUAGGGGAAGCAAACGAGAUGACACAGGAACAGGCAUCAUGGAUGCAGAGGGAAUGGAUAAAAAACCGAAUGUUGCAGCUGGAAGAACAAAAGAUAAACAUCCAAGCUCAAGCUCUAGAGCUUGAAGCUCAGCGCUUCAAGUGGCAGAGAUUUAGCAGGAAGAAGGACAGGGAAUUGGAUAAGCUGAAGCUUGAAAAUGAAAGGAUGAAACUUGAAAACGAGCGCUUCGUGUUGCAAUUGAGAAGGAAAGAAUUAGAGCUCGGCUUAGGAAGGUCUGAUGCUUCAAUGCCUGAGUCCAGUCAUGCCUUGGUGCGUUUGCAGCGGACAGGAGAUCAGGAUGAGAUGGAAAGAACUCACUGCAUCUAAUGAAUCUGAAGGAGCUUGUCCUUUUCUUUCUGGUGUAGUGAGGCUUUUUCUUGUUUGAUCUGGGGGAAUUCCUUUGUUAUUAGUGAGCCAUUUUUGACAACGUGCAAGUAAAUGAUGUAGCUUGUAAACUGUCUUCCUUCCUGUGUAUAUGACCAACACCGUUAAGCAAGCAAUGCCUUGAAAUUUCAAUCCGUCGUUA